GGCAACGAUGACAGAGGAAAAGGGGGGAACACUGGCAUGUUGUAAAGUCCACCGGAUACUGGGCUCCACAGUUUGCCUGGGAGCACCAGUGUCUCGAACAAGCUGCAGACGGGCACAGUAUGCCUUGAUAACAAUACAGAGGCCCAACGUUUGGACAGGAGAAACCCCAUCAGCACACCCAAGGUGCUGCCCUCUUAAAACUGUACUGCUGCCGUGGCUUGUCAUUGAGACAUGAUUAUUAUCUAGGAGUUCAAAUGUGGUUUUCCUUGAGAAGGAGAUGAAGAGGGAAUACUUGUGGUCAGUACGCUGAGUUUUUUUUUUUUUUUACUUUAAAGAUGUGGUUGCAGCCCCUAACCAAUCAAAGCAUGGGAAGUGUGGAAGUAGUGGAGGCAUGUGGAGUUGAAAAGAGGGGGUCUUUUUGAUUGACGUUCUGAAUGUCCUAUGGGGAUAAAGUAACGGAGCAGACGGGGUAGGGAACCCACCCAAAGGCAAUUAAGGGUAAAGGACGAAGAAAUUUGAUGAAACUUUUUCGCCAAAGAGAAAUCGUAGGGAUAGCCCCGAAAAUGACGGACAAGCACAUCAGUAUCAAGACACCGCAGUUUGUACGAUGAAACGUGAGGUUUUAAAGUUCUGCAAUGAGAAUGAAACUUCGUUAGAAGACGUUAAAGGAUCAACUGAAGUUUUUUUCUAUCUCCGCCAAGUAAGCUGGAACAAAGCAAUUGGAAAAGUUAUAUAAAGAGAGAUAAGUGAUUGAUAACUGCCAGUACAGUAUGAGUGAUAAGAAAAAUGUUUUACGCAAAUGCGAUAUUCAGCUCAUAGCGUUCCGUAUCGAGGACAAUCAAGAUCAAAUUCAAAUGAGAUAGAGGACGAGGGAAAAUUGAUCUCAGUUCUUUUUGGAGUCUCAGAAUAACAUUCGGACUCGUCGUGGGGAAGGUUUCCUGAAUUUUCUACAUCUACCGAAAAGGGAAUUGCACUGUUUACUGGUUUUAUCUCGCCUGUUGCGGGGAUGGGGGCAGCGCCAGGCUCGGGCUGGGAAGAGGGGGAGUUCGAGUUCAAGUUGGUGUUUGAGGAGGAUCAGACCCGCGGCCCAUCCCCGCUGCGCAAUGCCGACCGGGACCCCAGCUCUGAGGGGGAGAGGACGGAGAGAGCCCCUGUGCACCUUGACACAAGCAGCAACACUGAUACCUCCACACAUGUUGGCCAACCGCUGGGCAUCCCUUCCCCACCAAACUCCACCAGUCAGAGGGCAGGGAUGCAUUCUCCACCCCCGAGGAGAGCGCUGGUGCGGGAGUUUAGUGGGACGUAUGAGAGCCUUCCGGCAAGAUCCGUACAGGUGUCUGAGUCCAGGGUCCUUGAGUGCCCCAGUAUUCAGAUCACCACUAUUUCCCCUGAGGAUGACUCGACACUGGCAGGAGGGGGUAACUGGGACACUGGUGGCGGUUGGGACAGGGAGCGCCUCUACCUGCCACUGUUGGACCCCUUCUGUUACCGUGACGGCAUGAUGGGGGCGGGGUCCCUGAGCCCCAGCCCGGCCUCCAGUCCCUCGUCCCGUGGCUGGCUCAGCCCGGCCUCCAGCUGCGAUUCGCUGUUGGCCGAGGAGGAGGAGCUGAAUGAGGCCACGUCCCACUUCUGCCUGUCCCCUUCCUCACGCCCCACCUCCCCCGGGGGCAAGAAGCGCAGGAACUCCCCCUGUGCCUCCCCGUGUACCUCACGCAGGGGCAGCUACUCUGAGGAGCACCCCUCAGCCCUGGAGACGGGGCAAGGGGACCCACAGAGCCAGGCGCCAGGCAGCGGCUGUGAGCUCAACAUCCCCCAGAAGACAAGGAAGACCUCCCUGGAGCAGCUCUCAUCCAGAGAGCUGGAGCAGGACCAUGUACCCCCUGCUCAGACCUCCCCGUGUCCGCUGCCAGAGCCGCGGGGGCUGAGGCGGGAGCUCCCCUCUCUGGGGAUGGACUACUUGUCAGUGCCUCCUGCUCUGGGCUGGGGUAGGACCAGAGCCAGUGCACACAGCCCCCUGUUCAGGUCAAACGCUCUGCCUCCACUUGAUUGGCCACUGCCCUCUCAGUUUGAUCAGUACGAGCUGCGCAUUGAGGUGCAGCCCCGGCCCCAUCACAGAGCCCACUAUGAGACAGAGGGCAGUCGGGGUGCAGUCAAGGCAUCGCCAGGAGGGCAUCCCGUGAUCAAGCUUGUUGGGUAUACAGAGAGACAGCCCCUCUCUUUGCAGGUGUUUGUAGGAACCGCUGAUGACAGGUCCAUCCGACCGCAUCCAUUCUAUCAGAUUCACCGAGUUACUGGGAAAAUGGUCGGCACUGCCAGUCAGGAGAGUAUCCAGGCUGGGACUAAACUGCUUGAUAUCCCACUGAACCCAGAGACCAACAUGACUGCUUUAAUUGAUUGUGCGGGUAUUCUGAAGCUGAGAAAUUCCGACAUUGAGCUCAGGAAAGGAGAGACUGAUGUAGGGAGGAAGAACACACGUGUGCGUCUUGUCUUCCGCACACACAUUCCGCUGGCUCCGCCGCUAGCUCCUCCCGGACGGGUACUCGCCUUGCAGGUGGCGUCUUUGCCAAUUGAAUGCUCUCAGCGCUCGGCUCAGGAGCUCCCGGUGGUGGAAUCGGUGAGCCUGACGUUGUGCUCCGUGGAGGGGGGAGAGGAGCUGCUGCUUGCUGGCACCAACUUCCUGCCCACCUCCCGCGUUCUCUUUACGGAGAGAGGUUCAGAUGGAAAGCUUCAGUGGGAAGAGGAGGCUCAUGUAGAUCAUGAUAAAAGCAAUGAGUGCCUGCUGUGUGUCCGAGUGCCACCCUACAGCGACCAAUCAGUGGGCCGCCCUGUGCCUGUCUGCCUGUUUGUGUCCAAUGGGAAGAGGAAAAGGAGCAGCAGUCACUGCUUCAAGUACCUGCCAAUCAUGUAUGAAGAAGAGGACCCCCUCCUGUCCCAUCCCUCAGUGCUGCCUCUGGAGGGGGUGGGCCUCGGCCCCUUUGGGGGCUCGGGGGGGUCAGACAGGGGCCUGCACCUGAGAGGGGACACUCCCAUGGAUGAGCGAGGCCUGGGCUUCCACCUGCCCCCUUACCCAAGUGACUUUUCUUACUCAGGGCAAAACACGUGA
This is a messenger RNA of Clupea harengus (Atlantic herring), 3103 nucleotides long. It is a transcript of the gene nfatc4, whose product is annotated as nuclear factor of activated T cells 4. The record is from RefSeq and is a predicted model, not a curated record. Gene Ontology annotation, molecular function: DNA-binding transcription factor activity, RNA polymerase II-specific; RNA polymerase II cis-regulatory region sequence-specific DNA binding; transcription factor binding. Gene Ontology annotation, biological process: calcineurin-NFAT signaling cascade; regulation of transcription by RNA polymerase II; cytokine production. Gene Ontology annotation, cellular component: transcription regulator complex. NCBI's taxonomy places the organism in Eukaryota, Metazoa, Chordata, Actinopteri, Clupeiformes, Clupeidae. Bases 1007 to 3103 code for a protein of 698 amino acids. The transcript has 13 exons.